AUGAAAACUCCCGUCGUGGGGACAUCCCCCGGAGAGAAUAGUAUGUUUGAAGGAUAUUUUGCUGGGGUUGAGGAAGGCCCCGAUAUUGACGCCUCAUUGAUCUUUGAAGAAGCCGAGAAGCUUCGACAACAGGCCUUGAAGCUCUCCAACCAAGCUUUUUCAAGGUCACAAGCUGAGUUGGCUCGUUGUGUGGACGAAUUUAGGAAGCUCGUUUCUGAAUUGGACGAACUUAAGGCCCUUCAUGCCCAAAAGGAGGGGGAGCUAGGUGACCUUCAAGCUCAUUUUGAGAGGAUAUCUCGAGAGCGGGCCGAUCUCGACAAGCAGCUCAAGCAAAAAGAUGAUCUAAUGCGAGAGGAGCUUAAAGUCAGAGAUACCGAAAUCCUUGGGUUGAAGCAGUGCAUGGAUGAGGUGUCCUCCGAUAAAGAAACUCUUCGAGAGAAGCUGACCUCGGUUGAGUGCCAACUCCAAGGGGCGAGGGGAGAAAGCCUCAAGUACAAAGAUCUCCAUGCCGAAUCAGUUGCUGAGCUAUCUGCAGCUAAGUCGAAGCCGCUGGGCUCAUAUCCUCAUACCGAAAAGAUGCUGCUGCUGCAAAUGCUUGAGCCAGGAAGAUCUCGGAGACAGGCUCUCGAGGAUGUAUAUGCAGGGGGCAUCGAUUUGUCUGCCGAAAUCGAGAGGGUGAAGGCCCUAGAGGAAGAAUCGGCAACUCUGCUUUCUUCUGAUGAUGAUUCAGCUAGUAAUUCAACCAGUGGCUCGGAGGAUGAUGAAGACGAAGGUGAAGUCCCCGAGGGAGAGGAGGCCGUCGAUGUUCUGGGGAUUGAGGGCCAGGCCGUUUAA
Molecule: messenger RNA, 834 nt
Organism: Nicotiana attenuata
Lineage: Eukaryota; Viridiplantae; Streptophyta; Magnoliopsida; Solanales; Solanaceae
Product: interactor of constitutive active ROPs 2, chloroplastic-like
Exons: 4
Coding region: 1-834 (277 amino acids)
Source: RefSeq, a predicted model, not a curated record